UGUUUUCUUCUUCUCUCUCCUUGACUGUGACUGACGAGACAACGCUUCAAAGCUUCAUAAACUUCAAAAACUACGCGUCCCUUCCUCUUCUUAACCAAACCCAAACAAAAACCCUAAGUUUCUCUCUCACUCACUCUCUCUCUCUCUCACUCUCUCUGUGCGUUUGCUCUUCGAAAUUUGCAGGAUUCGAUUCCAGUUUCCUUCAACGUAGAUCGCGUGUUUUCCUUCGCACUGUGAAAUUCGGCGGGCAAUUCAUGAAUGGAAGACAAGGACGAGCAACCUCCGAUCCCGCCGCGGUUGAGUUUGCCGGCGACACGAGUUGGACAUUCGCCGCAGAUGGCUCAGACGCUGCCUACUUGUUCUCGCCGAUGGAGAGCGAAGCGUACUCAGGGAACGGGUGGAACCUCGAACUGGACCAGUUGAACCGGAUCGGCACCGACGAUGGAUUGUGGAUGCCGGUUCAAUCCUCUCUGACCUGUUCGAUUGAACCGGCCGCUGCUGCAUCGUCGCGGUCGAAUAACCAGUCGGUGUCGUCGAGCUCCAGUGAGGACCAGCCGGAGAAAUCCACCGUCUCUGAUGAGAAACCGCCUGAGAUACCGAUUAAAGGUAAAAAGAAGGGGCAAAAGCGAAUACGGCUGCCACGGUUUGCAUUUAUGACCAAGAGUGAAGUUGAUCAUCUUGAGGAUGGCUACAGAUGGCGGAAGUAUGGUCAGAAGGCAGUUAAAAAUAGCCCAUUCCCUAGGAGCUACUACCGCUGCACAAACAGCAAAUGCACGGUGAAGAAGAGGGUUGAACGCUCUUCCGAGGACCCAACGAUUGUGAUUACCACAUAUGAAGGUCAACACUGUCAUCACACCGUUGGAUUUCCUCGAGGGGGAAUCAUUUGUCACGAGGCUGCUGCCUUUGCGGGCCAGUUGGCUCCUAUGUCACAGUUUUAUUAUCCAAUUCAUUCACCCAGAGAGACUAAUAAUAUAAAUACUCUCAGCUCCAUUUCUCCGCCAUGCCAAGCACAGGAUGAUGCAUCUGGGGGAUCCAACACUGUAAUGCCAGCUGAUGCGUCGUCACUGCAGCCUCCCACUGAUGAAGGGUUGCUUGGAGAUAUUGUACCUCCGGGAAUGCGUAUCAGAUGAGAGAAUAAUUUCAUGGAGCACUAGACAUCUUAGGUUAAAGUAUGAUUGGAGACAAAGGAAUUCAAAGGUUUUGUAUUUGAUGGGCCAAUAAUCGUUGCUAUGAUUUGAUUCAGCUGAUGAUGGGUAGAGGAGCAGAGAAAAUGCAUGGACAUGCAUGCAUUUUUGUUUCCUGUACACUCUGAACAAGUAGGCCACAAGCGGCAUCAAUUUUUUCCUUUAGCAGGAAGUCCCUUUUAGCCAUAUAUUGUCUCGAGAAGCGAAUAUAGUAUUUAUGCAUGGGUACCUUACAACCUCGGUAGCAGGUAAUUAUCUACAUCUACCUUGGGUCAUAUAUUUUGACCAUGACGAAGUAUCAUUCAUUUAGUGAUAGUUAUUAUGUAUGUACACAGUUAUUAGAUUUUUAUUUAAGCAAGAGCCAGUGUAUAUUAAGGAAGCUCUUUUUGAACUAAAAAUUCUCCUUGAGAUUGUACAACAUGUAUGAAACCUAAGCAAUUCGUAACCCAUGUAAAAGUAGAUAUUUUGUCCACCUAAGCACACAAGUUUUGUUUUA
Vigna umbellata (rice bean) is the source of this 1680-nucleotide messenger RNA. RefSeq names its product putative WRKY transcription factor 57. Gene Ontology annotation, molecular function: sequence-specific DNA binding; DNA-binding transcription factor activity. NCBI's taxonomy places the organism in Eukaryota, Viridiplantae, Streptophyta, Magnoliopsida, Fabales, Fabaceae. The record is from RefSeq and is a predicted model, not a curated record. Gene Ontology annotation, biological process: regulation of DNA-templated transcription.